Messenger RNA from Tetrahymena thermophila SB210, 4299 nucleotides. Its product is annotated as cation channel family protein. The record is from RefSeq and is a predicted model, not a curated record. Gene Ontology annotation, biological process: regulation of membrane potential; potassium ion transmembrane transport. Lineage: Eukaryota; Ciliophora; Oligohymenophorea; Hymenostomatida; Tetrahymenidae. Gene Ontology annotation, molecular function: voltage-gated potassium channel activity. The transcript has 3 exons.
AUGAUUAUUGGUUCACAGAUAAAACUUGAAGAUUUAUCAAGAUCAGAAGAGAGUCCUGCUAAAAUGCUAAGCAGCAGAGAGUAGAACUAUAUGGAUGAUGAUAUAUUAAAUGGUGCUCAGAAUCGAGAAAAAAACUUUAAACUAUAAUUAAAUGAUAAAUGUAUUCUUUAAGAGCAGUAACGAAAAAGACUGAACACAUAGGAUAGUUAUAUUCCUGCUCCUUAGACUCCAGAAGUAAUUAAAAAAAACAGUAAAGGUCUUUAGCAAGUUUCUAUUAACAACUUCAACUAAAGUAUUACAAGUCCCUCUUAACCUUUUUAGAGCUACGACUUAGCUUAAAGGCAUAAGAGUAGUAUUGGGACUUUAGCAACAGGUAAAAAUGAAAUAGUCAAUGUAUCAAAUAAUUUCUAUAAUAUGAAAACUGCUUGUUCUUAUACUCCAUAAACGCUAAAGAUUAGAAAAGAGUCUAAUAACAUUUAUAGUGGUUAUAAGUUAGAAGAUGAAAACAUGAAGUCUCUUAAGUAGAAUAACGAUUUAGAUCAAGAUAUUAAAAAAAAUAAUUUACAUUAGAUAAAUCUUUAAAGGGAAUUAAGUUUUUAAUAAAGCAAUAAUAAUUUCAUCAAUAACCCAUCACCCAAUUUUAUUAACUUUAAUUACAAUAGUAGCAACAAUGAAAACCAAGAAAACAAUAAAAAUGAAAAAUUUACUAUCGCUAAUCACCUUAAUUUACAAAUUAAUUUAUUAAAAAAUGCAGAGUAAAAUCCCUCUGAAUAAACUAACUUUGCACCACAUAUAGCAAUGAAGAAAGUUGUAAGUACAAAUAACAACGAAGGAAAUGAUGAGAGUGAAUACAAUAAAGAUAAUACUAAUUCAAAUAAAGCAAGAGGUGCAUCUAAAGCAUCUUAAACGUAGAGAAAAUCAAGAUUUAGUGGAGUACUUGGCAGUGCUUUUGGAAAAUCAGCUAAUUCUUCUGAUAUUCUAAAAAAUAUUAAUAUAAUGAAACAUGCUAGGUAAUUUAUGAAUAAGCUGCUUAACUUUACAAUUCAUUCUAAUUUUAAGUAUCUAAAAUAAAAACACUAUGAUUUUAUUGGAGAUCUCAGUGCUUUUUACAACCCUGAGGAACACGUCUUUGUAGAGGGAGAAAAUAGUUUGAAGAAAUCUAGUUUGCUAAAUAAAUCUAAUAAGUCAUUUAAGUCUUUAAAUUCUAAUUUAAUUAGCAAGUCUUAACUUUCUUAGCAAACAUUUUUUUCAAGUUAAAGAAAGGAAUUUAAUAAAUUUAUUGUACUUCUAUUUGAAAUCCUAAAGAGUGUUCCUGUGUUCGAUCCAGAAUCUUUUUUUUUUAUCAUUUGGGAUUUGAUUAUGCUUAUAUUUUAAACAGUUAUAUUUCUAUUCAUUCCUUUAUCAGUGAGCUUUUAAUUAAAUAUUCAUAUCCCAGGCAUUUAAACUGCUGGCUUUUCAGCUAUAGCAGGCAGUUUCUUUUUUUUAGAUACUAUUCUAACACUCAAUAGAGGAGUCUAUAUCAGUGGGGUUGCUGUCUUAGAUAGAAAUGUAAUUCUUAAAAACUAUUUGAAGAAUAUUCUAUUUACUGAUUUUGUUACUCUUAUUGCUUUAUCUAAUAUUAAUGAAUAUCUACAAUUAUUAAUCCUAUUUAGAAUAUACUACAUAAAAGUUUUAGUCAAUCGUCUUGAUGACCACUUUUCAUUUAGAAUGAAAUUUUCAGAUGUCAUGUAACUAGCAUAAAUGAUUGUUUCGAUUAUAAUAAUAGCUCAUUUAUGCGCCUGCGGCAUACAUCUAGUUAGUAGACUUUCAGUUGAACUUGGCGGAUAUCAAAAUGCAUUAAUCAUAGAUUAAAGGUAAGAUAAUUGGAUAAAUAUGUAUAUCAUUUGUCUGUAUUUCUCCUUGAUAACAAUGUCAACAGUAGGGUAUGGUGAUGUAACUCCUAAAAAUAAUAUAGAAAGAAUUUACAUUAUGGUUAUGACUCUAUUAAGCUCUGCUCUAUUUGGUUAUGUAAUUAACACAAUAGGUUAGAUUUACACAAAAAAGGCUUAGAGGAGAGCUAUAUUUGAACAGAAAAAAUUUGAUAUAAUCACAUAUAUGGGAAAUAGAAAUAUUCCAAAACACCUUUAAAUGAGAUCAAUAAAAUUCCUUGAAUAUAUAUAAUUUUAAAAAGAUGAAACCCACAUAAAAGGAUAAGCUAUUAUUGACUAGCUUCCAUCAUAACUCUCUUAAGAAAUAAAAUAAGAGUUUUUUGGUAAGAUAUUACACUCAAAUAAAUUGUUCAACUCUCACUUUUCUCCAUAAGUCAUCAAUUAAUUAGCUUUAACAAUGAAAGAGUUAUCCCUUGCUCCAGGAGAGUAUCUUAUCUAGUCCGGAUAAAAUGAUAACAGAAUUUAUUUUCUUCUUGAAGGGUGUGUAUCUAUAUAUGUUUAAACUCGAAGCGGACUGCAGAAGAAAAUUGUAACAAUCGAAGAAAAAAAUUAUAUGUUUGGUUAAAGAUCAUUUUUUUGCUAGUAAGCAAGAACUAAAUGGCUGAAAUGUGAAAAAACCUCUAAUUUUGCAUUUUGUGAACUAAAAGAUUUCAAAGAAAUUUUAUUGAAUUAUCCUAAUGAAUAUGAAGUAUUUUGUGAAAUUAAGGAUUCUAUUAUCUUUGAAGAAAAAUCUGCGGAUACUUAGUGUGCAAGCUGUGACAAAUUUUCUCAUAAUUUUUCUAAUUGCCCAUUAAUUCACUUAAAAUUGAAUAAAUCUAAAAUAAUUUACGCACAAUGCUAUUCAGAAUAAUAGGUGAGACAGAAAUAUUAAGAAAAUAACUAACCAUUCAUUCGUAAAAGAAAGCUUUAUCAAUCAUUUAGAGACAGACAAUUAAUUAGAUCAAAUCUUAAAAAAUUGAGAAUUGAAUAUGCAAAAUAAUAGCUUUUAGAAGAUUAAAAAGAAGAUGCAUAGACUGGAAAUUAGUCUAUGACAAAAUUUUUAAUUUAAGAAGAAAUAAAAAGUUAUGAAUAAUAUUUUUAUACAACUGUUGAAGAUAAGUAAUUCUUUUUAGGUGUUCCAGAAAUUAAUGCUUAUUUACCACUAACAUAAAAUGAAGAGUAAUAUUUGCAAAAUGAGCCGUUUAAUUAAUUUCUUACAUCAGAUAAUGAAGAAGAUUAUGAUGCUGAUUAAGGUAUUGAAGAUUAUUUAUCAAGUAAUGACAAAACUGUUAAUGAUAAAACUAUUGAAAACUUAGAUAUCACAAAUGAUAACAAAAGUGAAAAAAUUAAUAAUUAAGUAGCAAAUUUCAAUUUAAACACAGAUAAAAAUGCAAUAUCUUCAAUUAACUCAAUUUCAACAUCUCAACAAAAAACAGAACACAACAAUACAAUCAAGUAAAAUAUUUUUUCUAAAUCUCAUAUAAACUCAGACGAAUCAACUUUUGAGUUAAGAAAAAAUAAUCAUUAAUCAAGUUUAAUUAAACUUUAAUAAGAUGAUUAAAUAUAAUUUAAUAUAAUUCCUCAUUAUAACUCUGAAUAAUCUAUUCAUUCAAGUCUAAAAGAGCCUUAAUAAUUUUAGUAUACGAAGCAACAAUCAUCUUAAUCAGUUAAAUUUUCUUAGAAUUAAGUUUAUAAUAAUUAGAGUUAAGCUAACAAAGAUCAAUUAAUAUAACCGCUUUAAUAAUAAAAUCAGCAAUUAUAAUAAUCUCUUCCUUAGGUCUUAAAUGAUCAAAUUCUAAAAUUGAUAUGUUAAGCUAUGUAGUUACAGUAAAGCAACUAAAGUGGUAAUUAAGGAAAUAAUAUUUCAAAUAAUUAAUCUAGUCUUACUAUGUAGUAACCUACAGUCUAAAAUAUUAGAAGACCUUCAUUUUAAAGGACUAAAACAAGGAAAGGUACUCAUAAAAAAUCAGUUACUAUAAUGAGAUCUAAGACAUUUAAAUAAACGAUAUAGCCAAUUUUAUAGAAUGCUCAAAAUAUUACCUAAGUGGAUAGUCAUUAAUUAGAUAUCUAACAAAAAUAAAGACAAUAAUAAUUUUAUUUCUUUGACUUUGAAAAGAUUAAAAAUAUGGUGAAAUAUUUCCCAAAAUAUAAUCUGCAAAAUGUUAUUAAUAUUCAAAACAAAUACUUCAAGCUAAGAAUGAAUAGUAUUAGAAAAUCAAUCAAAAAAGAAAAUAACGUAGAUAAUAGAAGCCCGACAUUUAUAGGUAGACCUUCUAUUUAAUAAGGUCUUUCUCCUACUAGAAAAAGGAAAGAAUAGCGUUCUAAUGCUAUAAACUCACCUUUCUAAAUAAGAUGCAAGCAAGUUAAGCAAACGAUAGUCCUUUAAAAUUGA